Molecule: messenger RNA, 315 nt
Organism: Fusarium oxysporum Fo47
Lineage: Eukaryota; Fungi; Ascomycota; Sordariomycetes; Hypocreales; Nectriaceae
Exons: 2
Coding region: 1-315 (104 amino acids)
Source: RefSeq, a predicted model, not a curated record
AUGUCUAUCAACUUUCUAGGAGAUAACUCUACCACUAUUGCACUUGGCGCAAAAGUCAAGGACAUCAAGUUCAAAUACACGAAUGGAAAAGAGGCAACGAUUGCAGAAGGUGAAAAGGCCAACCUAGAGGGUGAGGCAUAUGAAGCAUACGUCACCUACAACAAUGGUGUCGUCAAGGCCUUCACGGUCUCAGCCGGCUUUGUGUUCCCGAAAAAUGCCCUUGCCACGGUCGAAUUCUCGAUUGCGCAGACUACCAUUUCUGUGAUCAGCGAGAAGGGUGUUGGAGGUGAACUCAAGCUUGUCGCAGGCGUCUAA